Messenger RNA from Nicrophorus vespilloides, 591 nucleotides. Its product is annotated as leucine-rich repeat extensin-like protein 3. Lineage: Eukaryota; Metazoa; Arthropoda; Insecta; Coleoptera; Silphidae. The transcript has 2 exons. The annotation marks the transcript as partial. The record is from RefSeq and is a predicted model, not a curated record.
UUAAUUACAUCGUAUAUAUUUACUAUAUAUAUACAGACACACACAGCGUGUGUGCAGGUAUUCUUUAUUUACGUUUGGUAUCUGCGCCAGAAGACGCAUCCAAACGCACCCAGUUCAGUGAUUUUUUUUAUUAUAUUAUAAUUCAAUUUGUGUCCAUCGUUUCUGUUUGAUAUGUUCGUGAAGCUGUUGACAUUCACCUGCUGUUUGGCAGCGAGUUAUGCGGCCAUCGCGCCCGGUUUGAACGCGUAUCUGCCGCCGAAACCGGCGCCCGGAUACGACUACAACAAACCGAAAACUCCGUUUCCGCCGCCGCAGAAGCCCGCACCGCCGCCACCACCACCCUUCAUACCAUCGAAACCCAAUCCGCCGCCAAAAACUUAUCUGCCGAGCGUGCCGAAUCCCGUUCCUCAGAACCCCAGCUACAGUCCGGCGAUUCCACCAGCGAGACCGUCUAUUCCCUCCACGCUGAGACCGCCGAUCUCAAGACCGACACCAUCGAGACCGUUCAUUCCGAUCCCACAGAAGCCGAGACCGCAAGGACCGACGUACGUGCCUCCAUCUGGACCAGCGCAUCAACAUCCACCAGGCGAU